AAUCAGGCUCCCCUGUCACUUGUUUUAUUACUCCUGAAAUGAUGACAUCGAGGGUAUUCAGUCUACCUUCGCGAUUACGCGCAAGCGACAUACUAACCAGACAAGCCUCUGGAGGCCCAGGUAGCGUCACUUCUAGAAACCUCCAAGCAUUGAAGAAGAAGCAGAAAGCCUACCAAAUAGACGAUGGACAAGUCAUAUGGAAAAAGUCCAAGAAAGAUGUACUGCUAUAUAAGGCUACUGUGGCCUUGACCUUUUUGGGAGUAGGAAUGUCACUACACACUUUUUGGCGACUCUCCUUUGCAAAGCAUUUUGAAUGAACUGUGAUUUAAUUUACAUGUUUUGACUGAGAUAUUAUGUGGUGUUUGAAUAAAAAAAAUUCGACUUA
Molecule: messenger RNA, 385 nt
Organism: Acanthoscelides obtectus
Lineage: Eukaryota; Metazoa; Arthropoda; Insecta; Coleoptera; Chrysomelidae
Source: the annotation of a GenBank genome assembly